AUGUCCAAACCCGAAGAAUAUCAGCACCUCAAGCACGCAGGUAACCACUGCGAUGUUCUCAAACAUGUUGUAUUCCGGGCGUGUGUACAAGAGCAGCUGAAUGUCCACGAGAACGGCAUCAUUUUGGUAGAUUGUCACGCCGGUGAGGGCCUGUACGACUUGAGUAAGCAAACCAGCGGGGAUUUUGAAAGAGGCGUGGCGAGGGUCGUUCAAAAUCUGGACCAGACGGCCCCGCCAGCCGUCCAUGAUUACGUCAACGCUAUUCAAGAGGCGGACGAGUACAUGCAGUUCUAUCCUGGUUCCCCUAUGCUAGGGGCCAAGCUUUUGAGGGAGCAAGACGAACACCGUUUAGUGGACUUGUAUGUCGAAGAUGUGGAGGGCUUGAAGGAUGGAGCUCUGUUUUGGCAGGCUGACGUAUUUGAAGCCGAUGCCGUUGAAUUUCUUGUUCCCAACGAUGACGAUCGUCAUAAAGUCAUUUUGAUCGAUCCACCGUAUCUCGAUCAAGAAGACUUCUACCGAGCCAAGGUCUUGACGGAGCGUAUUCUUGACCGAGAUCCUUACUGCACUAUUUUGCUGUGGUAUCCGAUGAUACAAAAAUCGCGAUGGCGCUAUGGCUACGCCAAGUCCAUCAAGGACAUGGCCAAGAAAAAGGCUAAACUUGGCAUUUACCAAGCGUGGCUCACUGUAGACAAAGAAGGUUUGCAAGGAUCUGGCAUGAUCGUAGUAAAUCCCACUCAGCGCUUUGACGAGAUUGUCGAUGAGGAUACCAUAGACUGGUUGUCAGCCACACUUUUGAACUCUG
Molecule: messenger RNA, 802 nt
Organism: Phaeodactylum tricornutum CCAP 1055/1
Lineage: Eukaryota; Bacillariophyta; Bacillariophyceae; Surirellales; Neidiaceae
Exons: 1
Biological process (GO): rRNA base methylation
Cellular component (GO): cytosol
Molecular function (GO): 23S rRNA (adenine(2030)-N(6))-methyltransferase activity; nucleic acid binding
Source: RefSeq, a predicted model, not a curated record